AUGUUUAUGCAGUCAAGCAUUGCGAAGAAGGGCCCGCUCUCUCGCUGGGACAUUGCGCAGGAGCCGCUGGUGUUUAAUCGGCAAUUCCUGCCGAACGGAAAGAAACCACUUGGACGGCAGGAAGCGGCGAAAGGGCUGGAACUUUUGAAACUCGGCGAUUUUGUCGGCCAAGCAGAGGACGGCAUUUUCUUCUUCAAGGAUGAGAAGCUGCUAACAAAGGAGUUGGGCACGCGCAAGAAAGCGAGGAGGGCGCUCAGGGUUUUUGCGAGCGUCCCUGCCGCUUGGAAGGAGAAAUUGGUAACGCCAAUCACGGGAGAAGAGCUUCUGGCAGAGUCGGCCUUCGUGAAGAAGAAGGGCCUGGUGGGUGCCUGGAAGGCGGAGAAAGUGGUGCAAGAUGGCCUUGCCUGCCGAGCAUGUGACUGUUUUGGCGCGCCCCUGGUGGGGGUGGCGGAGACAAUUGCGGUUCUCCCCCUGGACAAGGUGGAGCCGUUGAUGGUGAGGGGCGGAAGGGUGAUUGGAGCGGGCGGCCUACCCGAGGUACGGCUGCGCUGCUCGGAGCUCUGCAUGGAGGAUCAGGUCCCCCCUCUCAGGCAGCUGAGGUUGCUUUUUGGCGCGCAGCAAGGGGUGAUGCAGCAGCAGGAGAAGUGGUCAGACGAGUGGGGAAGUGCGAUUGACUGGAAAAGGGUCAUCAGGACUGAAAUUCCUGGAGGAGGUAACAUGCCCGCACUGUGGGGAGGAGGAGACAGCGGAGCACUGCUUGUUCAGCUGCCCUAG
Molecule: messenger RNA, 774 nt
Organism: Closterium sp. Naga37s-1
Lineage: Eukaryota; Viridiplantae; Streptophyta; Zygnematophyceae; Desmidiales; Closteriaceae
Source: the annotation of a GenBank genome assembly